Molecule: messenger RNA, 4132 nt
Organism: Carcharodon carcharias (great white shark)
Lineage: Eukaryota; Metazoa; Chordata; Chondrichthyes; Lamniformes; Lamnidae
Product: CASP8 and FADD-like apoptosis regulator
Exons: 10
Coding region: 892-2457 (521 amino acids)
Biological process (GO): negative regulation of extrinsic apoptotic signaling pathway via death domain receptors; proteolysis
Molecular function (GO): cysteine-type endopeptidase activity; protein binding
Source: RefSeq, a predicted model, not a curated record
UUUUUAAAAAUAAAUUAAAAUGUCUAAUGGUGACCCCGAAACCAUUGCCGGUUAUGUCUUUUAGGGCCUUCAUGUGACUCCAUGCCCACAGUAAUGUGGUUGACUCUUAGUUGCCCUCUAAACAAGGGCAAUUAGGGCUGGGCAAUAAAUGCUGGCCCAGCCCGUAACACCCACAUGCCAUGAACGAAUAAGAACAACUCUAGGAUGUAGACUAUCGGCUCUUGGAGACUUGUCAGCCUCAUGUCCCUUGGACUUUUUCUGUAGUGACAUUGAUUGUUUUCAAUCCCUCCCUCCUUUUUGCCCCUUGAUUUUCUACUAUUAUUACAAUGCUUUCAGUGUCUUCUUGAGUGCAGCAUAAACACCAGCAUAGACUGAUGGGCUAAAUGGCUUUUCUGUGCCGUGUCUCCUAAGUACUGGUAAUUAUCUUGGGAGGAUGGGGCUUGUUGGAAAAGGUUGGUGAGCAUUUACUGUGUAGAAUGGAGGUAAGGAAUAUAUACAGACUGCAGAGGAAUGGGAAGAGCUGAGGCUGCAAGUUCAGCACCAGGAGCUCUGAACUCCUCAGGUAGUCCGCGCCCGUCGUUCCCCAUCUUCAGCGUAAACCGGUUAAAUUGAAUCUCUCUUUGUCCUCCAGGCGUGGGUUUCCCUUUUAACUGGGUAUCAGACGCAAAGGGGGAGGGCCUCCUAUUGACAGCCGGUUCACACAUGUGGUGGGGAGAGCGGACAUCCUUACAGGGGUAAUGCAACAUUGGGAGUCGGUCUCAGGGUUUCAUUUGGUGUUGGAAAGAAGAAGUUGGGGGCGUCAUCUGCGAUGAGGUCACAGCACGAGGUCAUCAGCUGGUGGAAUCCUAGCUUCCUGUAAGAAACACUUCGAGCUGCUUGCUUCAUCCUUCAAUGAUGUUCAACCAAUGCGACAAGGACAUCAGACCAUUGGCUUUGCAAAUAGCAGGUGAACUGUCUCAAGAUGAAAGUGCCACCUUAGUGUUUUUGUGCCUGGAUGUUCUCAAAGAUUGUUCAGCCACUGGGGAAGUGAAAGACCUCUUCGAGAUCCUGAGCAAGCAGAACCUGCUCAGGGUCGAGCUCCUCACUGAACUGCUUUACCGAAUAAGGAGAUUUGAUCUUCUGAAAAAAUUGAAGGUUGAUCCGGUGUGUUUUGAGAGAAGUUUGAACAGUGGUCAUGGAUACAUUUCUUUAUACAGGCAGCUGCUGAUGGACAUCAGUGAAAAUCUCUCUCAAGAAGAUUUCCAAUCUAUUUUGUUUUUAUUACGCUGUCAAGUACCAAAAGGCCACCAGGAAACCAUGAAGACUUUCUUAGAUUUAAUUGUGGAAAUGGAGAAACUUGGCAAGGUUGACGUGAAUAAUUUGGAAGUGGUGGAAGAUUGUCUGCAGAGUAUUGGGAGAAUUGAUCUGAGAAAGAAGAUCUUAAAAUACAAACAGAUGGCUGAAUCUCCGGGAGCUCAUUCCGUGCGAAGAGCCAAUGCGUAUCAGAAUGUCAUCCCAAUUUCUGUUCCCUGUCAGGAACAGGAAUUUGGCCCCGAACACUUUGAACGAAAUUGGCGAGUGAGCACUCUGCUGCCACUGGGAACAGGCUGUAACACCAGUCAGUUAUUGAGACAACAUGUUCACUCAAACUGCCCAAGAUCAUCAGUGACCUCAUCUGAAGAGCAUCGUUCAGAGGUAUUGAGGAACCCGGUGGCUGAGUUGGCCCAGGCUGCAGGAACAGCAAGUGCAGCUCCGCAGGUUGAGCUGGAGAUGUACAGGGUGCAGAGUAGACCCCUUGGCCUCUGUUUAAUCAUUGAUUGUAUUGGAACUGAUGCAGAUUUACUGAAGGUAACAUUCGAGGCGCUGCAGUUCCGGGUUGACCUCCACUUGCACGUUGAGCUGGAUGAGCUGAAGCGGAUUCUGAGAGAAACCUCCCAGCGGGAGGACCUGGCUGCCCUCGACUGUUUUGUGUGUUGCAUCGUGAGCCGAGGGACGGUGGAAAGUGUGCUGGCCAUCGAUGGGAACAGCCCCGGCCUCUCGUUUGACCAAAUCCAGCAGUAUUUCAAAGGGCAGAACUGUCGGGCCCUGCUGGGGAAGCCCAGACUCUUCUUUGUCCAGGAUUUCCUCACGACCACGGCAGACACUGAGGAUGAAUUGGAGACGGACAUUGUUUGGCGUAAUGGAGGGCCGGUACAAGCUGACAGCCGUGUCUGGAAGGAAGUAGUUCCUCAGGAAGCAGACAUCUUGUGGAGUUGCUGCCGGGUGUCUGAGCAGCUGCUCCUCCAGACACCCCAACAACCAUCGUCAUUCGUGCGCGCGCUGUCACAUUGUCUGCAGGAACAUCACAGGUGUGAUUUGAUAUCGAUGCUGACUGAGGUGAACAGGCAAACGAUGCUGAGAAACCGUCAACUGACCGGUGAGGAGCCAGCCCCCCUGGUUCUCCGACACACCCUGAGGAAGAAGCUCGUCUUCCCCUGAGGGGCACUCUCAGCUAUCACAUUAUUCACGUUAGAACACAAGAUGAAACUGUCUUCACCACUACACGAGCAAUCUCCUAACAAUGGUGCCUGAGCACCUAAACGAGCAUGGCUUGAGGCUCAAUCAGGAGAGGAGAAUCAGAUCGACUGAGGGAUCUAGGCUGGGCAAGUGGGAUCUUGGAGCAGGGUAGAGGGACCAAGGGAGGGAACGAUCUAGAGUGGGGUAGAGGGAAUAAGGCAGGGAGGGAUCUAGACCAGGGUGAAGAGAUUAAAUUCAGGAAGGAUCUAGACUGUUGUAGAAGGAUUAAGGCAGGGAGGGAUCAAGACCAGGGUAGAGGGAUUAACGCAGGGAGAGAGCUGGACCAGGAUAGGGGGAUUAACACAAGGAGAGACAUAUAUGUAGGGGGCUUUGGGCAGGAAGGAAUCGAGAGCAGGUUAGGGGGAUUAGCACAGGGAGAGAUAUCGACCUGGGUAGGGGUAUUAAGGUAGGGAGGGAUCUAGACCAAGGUAGGGGACUAAUGUAGGGAGGGAUCUAGACCGAGAUAGGGGAUUAACAUAGGGGGGGAUCUAGACCGAGGUAGGGGAUUAACGUAGGGAGGGAUCUAGACCGAAGUAGGGGAUUAACGUAGGGAGGGAUCUAGACCGAGGUAGGGGGAUUAACGUAGGGAGGGAUCUAGACCGAGGUAGGGGAUUAACGUAGGGAGUGAUCUAGACCGAGGUAGGGGAUUAACGUAGGGAGGGAUCUAGACCGAGGUAGGGGAUUAACGUAGGGAGGGAUCUAGACCAAGGUAGGGAUUAAUGUAGUGUGGGAUCUAGACCAGGAUAGAGGGGGCGUAAGGCAGGGAGAAAUCUGGAGUGGGAUAGGGGAAUUAAUGUAGGGAGGGAUCUAGACCGAGGUAGAGGAUUAAUUUAGGGAGGGAUCUAGACCGAGGUAGAGGAUUAAUGUAGGGAGGGAUCUAGACCGAGGUAGAGGAUUAACGUAGGGAGGGAUCUAGACCGAGGUAGGGGGAUUAAUGUAGGGAGGGAUCUAGACUAAGGUAGGGGAUUAACAUAGGGAGGUAUCUAGACCGAGUUAGGGGAUUAACGUAGGGAGGGAUCUAGACCGAGGUAGGGGAUUAAUGUAGGGAGGGAUCUCGACCGAGGUAGGGGAUUAAUGUAGGGAGGGAUCUAGACCGAGGUAGGGGAUUAACGUAGGGAGGGAUCUAGACCGAGGUAGGGGAUUAACGUAGGGAGGGAUCCAGACCGAGGUAGGGGAUUAACGUAGGAAGGGAUCUAGACCGAAGUAGGGGAUUAACGUAGGGAGGGAUCUAGACCAAGGUAGGGGAUUAAUGUAGGGAGGGAUCUAGACCGAGGUAGGGGAUUAAUAUAGGGAGGGAUCUAGACCGAGGUAGGGGAUUAAUAUAGGGAGGGUUGUAGACCAGGGUAGAGGGGGAUUAUUGCAGGGAGGGACCUAGACCAGUGUAGGUGGCUUAAGGCAGGGAGGGAUCUAUUGUGGGGUUGAGGGAUUAAUGCAGGGAGGGAUCUAGACUUGGGUAGGGGGAUUAAUGUAGGGAGGGAUCUAGACCAGGGAGAGAUCCAGACACCAUGGCAGGGAGAGGUUAAGGAAUGCUGUGUGGGUUAUUGGAAGCCUAGAAUGCUGUAUUACACUUCAUCACUUAAUAAAAUAUUGUACUUAA